Molecule: messenger RNA, 1062 nt
Organism: Chrysochloris asiatica (Cape golden mole)
Lineage: Eukaryota; Metazoa; Chordata; Mammalia; Afrosoricida; Chrysochloridae
Gene: RP2
Product: retinitis pigmentosa 2 (X-linked recessive)
Exons: 5
Coding region: 10-1062 (350 amino acids)
Biological process (GO): post-Golgi vesicle-mediated transport
Cellular component (GO): periciliary membrane compartment; cilium
Molecular function (GO): GTPase activator activity
Source: RefSeq, a predicted model, not a curated record
GUCGGGACCAUGGGCUGCUUCUUUUCCAAGAGGCGGAAGGCUGAGAAGGAGUCACGGCCCGAGGGCGAAGAGGAGCAGCCAAAACAGUACAGCUGGGACCAGCGCGAGAAGGUUGAUCCAAAAGACUACAUGUUUAGUGGACUAAAGGAUGAAACCGUAGGCCGCUUGCCUGGGAAAGUAGCAGGACAACAAUUUGUCAUUCAAGACUGUGAGAACUGUAACAUCUAUAUUUUUGAUCACUCUGCUACAAUUACUAUUGAUGACUGUACCAACUGCAUAUUUUUUCUGGGACCCGUGAAAGGCAGUGUGUUUUUCCGCAAUUGUAGAGAUUGCAAAUGUACCUUAGCCUGCCAACAGUUUCGUGUGCGGGACUGUAGAAAACUGGAAGUCUUUUUGUGCUGUGCCACCCAACCCAUCAUCGAGUCUUCGACAAAUAUCAAGUUUGGGUGCUUUCAAUGGUACUACCCUGAGUUAGCUUUCCAAUUCAAAGAUGCAGGGCUAAGUAUCUUCAAUAACACAUGGAGUAGCAUUCACGACUUUACACCUGUGCCAGGAGAAUUCAACUGGAGCCUUCUUCCAGAAGAUGCUGUGGUUCAGGACUAUGUUCCUCUACCAACUACAGAAGAGCUCAAAGCUGUUCGAGUUUCCACGGAAGCCAGUAGAAGUAUCAUUCCAGUAUCCCGGGGUCAGAGACAGAAGAGCAGUGAUGAAUCAUGCUUAGUGGUAUUAUUUGCUGGUGACUAUACCAUUGCAAAUGCCAGGAAACUCAUUGAUGAGAUGGUUGGUAAAGGCUUCUUCUUAGUUCAGACAAAGGAAGUGUCAAUGAAAGCUGAGGAUGCUCAAAGAGUUUUCCGGGAAAAAGCACCUGACUUCCUUCCUCUUUUAAACAAAGGUCCUGUUAUUGCCUUGGAGUUUAAUGGAGAUGGUGCUGUAGAAGGAAGUCAUCUCAUUGUAAACGAAAUAUUCAAUGGGACCAAGAUGUAUGUAUCUGAAAGCAAGGACACAGCAGCUGCAGAUGUAGACAGCUUCUACAACUUUGCUGAUAUACAGAUGGGAGUGUGA